Capsicum annuum is the source of this 558-nucleotide messenger RNA. RefSeq lists its product as uncharacterized. The transcript has 2 exons. Gene Ontology annotation, biological process: DNA integration. Lineage: Eukaryota; Viridiplantae; Streptophyta; Magnoliopsida; Solanales; Solanaceae. The record is from RefSeq and is a predicted model, not a curated record. Bases 1 to 558 code for a protein of 185 amino acids. Gene Ontology annotation, molecular function: nucleic acid binding; RNA-DNA hybrid ribonuclease activity.
AUGUACUUUGAUGGCGCUGUACAUUGUGAGGGAGCUGGUGCUGGAGUAGUGUUUAUCACUCCCAAUGGGGAAGUUUUGCCAUAUUCCUUCACUUUAACACAAUGUUGCUCUAAUAAUGUCACUGAAUAUCAAGCACUCAUACUUGGACUCGAAAUGGUAUUACACCCGACUGUUGCUUCAUGGCCUUUUGAAGCAUGGGGUUUGGAUGUUGCCAGACCAUUAAUGAAGUCUUCUGAUGGACAUUUGUACAUCCUAGCUGCAACUGAUUAUUUUUCAAAAUGGGUUGAAGCCGUUUCUCUGAAAAAAGUAAAGAAAGAGAAUGUGGCAAACUUCAUUCGAGUCAAUAUUAUCUAUCACUUUGGCAUUCCUAGAUAUCUACUGACGGAUAAUGGUAAGCCACUUGAUAAUAAGUUGAUGACCAAGAUAUAUGAUUUUUUUGGCUUCAAGCAACGCAACUCCUCUAUGUAUUAUGCUGCUGCUAAUGGCCUUGCUGAAGCAUUCAACAAGACACUCUGCAACUUAUUAAAGAAGGUCGUUUCAAAAUCUAAAAGAGAUUGA